CUGGAAGCAAUUUUCAUUUAGCUAUAAUUAUUAAAUUGGACGUUUUCUGUCGUUUAAAAAGUGCGCCUAAUUAUGUAUAUCGAUUAUUGGUAUGUACAACUGGUACAGCCUGGCGAGGAAACUGAACGUACAGUAUUUGUAGUUUUUCUCAUCAUGAAGAAACAAUGUAAAGUUUUUCAUUGUAUCAUUCUUAAUUCUGAUUAGUGAAAUGCAUUGAACAAAUAUUUGAUUUGUAUCAUGGAUCUUCUUUCGCGAAGCUUCAUAGCAGUCGAAUGUAAUUUCUAUUUCUUCCGCUACUCGCGCACGGUCGUAUUAUGUGUAGUAAUAGGUUUGGUUUCACUGGUUACACUAUUCCCUGUGAAUUGACAUUGCAAAACUCCGGUCCAAAAUAUGCGUGAUCUGUUGUGCGUUUGAUCACUACUCAUGAUAGAUUGCUGACAUCUUUCUCACAGCAGUCGUUAGAACGUACGCACUGAUUGUAAUUAUCAUUACAAGUUGUUGAAGUACAAGCUGUGGGAAUUUUAAUGGUCCCCGUGUAAACAUUCGCUCUUCUUAAGCCUUUAUCUCCCGUGCCUAACACAAAGAGAGUUUUCUGAGCACAAUGGAUGUAUUUUUAAUGAUAAGAAGGAAGAAACUUACAAUAUUCACUGAUGCCAAAGACACAACUUCUGUCCGUGAACUAAAGAAAAUAAUAGAAGGUAUCUUGAAAGUUCCUCCAAAUAACCAGCAACUUUUCAAUAAAGAUAAUAAUGUAAUGGAAGAUGAGAAAACAUUACAAGAAUAUGGUCUAACUUCCAGCACUGCAAAGGCACAAUGUCCAGCUGCUGUGGGUUUAGCUCUUAGGCAAGAAAAUGGAGAAUUUGAAACCUUGGAUUUGACUCCAUUUUCUUCACCGCCUGACUUACCAGAUGUAAUGAAGUCUCAAGAAAGUAAUGGGCAAGAACAAGCUUCUUGAGCAGUUAACAUAUUGUUUAAAAAUCUGGCCUCUUCAUUGGUUUUACAAAUACACACCAAAGAAAGGAUUUGUGUAGCUAGAAAAAUUAUUACUGUCAAAAUUCUGCCAUUAAAUGUUCUAUAGUUUAUUUAUUUUAAUCUUCAUGAGGUGUGUGUGUGUUGCCAGCUUGAAUUCAUGUUCAGAAUUAUUUUCCUUAAAGAAAAAAAAUAUUUGUGAAGUCAAAUUGAAAGUGAUAUUUGUUUAAAAAAAGAAUAAAAGAAUCAUCAGUUUGGAUGAGUUCUUGCAGUUGCAUUUUCCCAUUGUAGUUUGAUUACAUUUGUCAUUGUAAAAUAAAAUAUUGUUAUGUAGCAACUAAUUUUUUAAAUGCAUUAUGAUUUUUGUUGAAAAAACUGACUGACUAUUUGUUACUUCUGAGUCCUCUCCCAUCUUUCUGAGAAUGUAUUUUCUACAAGUGAAUUUACGUUUUAUAACUUGGUAUCUUUUUUUGAUAUAUUAGUCUAAAGUAAAUAUUGUAUUUGUCAGACAAAAGCAAUGCUCAAGUCCAUAUUUGAUGUAUGAAAUCGCAAGAAUCAAAUGCUUAACAACUUUUUCUAAAGAUUGAUCAGUGUGAGAAAAUGUUCAUUGCUCUUUUCUUGCAUAUGUGGCAUACAAAAUUCAUGAAUAGUACUUUCAAUAUCUAUUUAAAUUUUUAGGAGUAUGGAUUGUGACGGUGAGAAGAAAGGAAAAAUUUUAGGUGUUACUUUGAUUAUACUUUUAACCAUGUUUUUAUACUCUGUGGAUUUUCACAUUCGUAGUUUUCUUGUCUUUUACUACAGACAUUGGGAGUAAUAUAUAAUAUUCUGAUGUAAAUUUCUGUAUUUUAUCAUUUUAUGCAUUUGUCUGUUGUAGAAAUCAUUAAUUUAUCUGUAUAAAAAAUAGUAUUCUUGAUGCUAAAAUCGAAUUUCAGUUGAGCAGUUUUCUCUUUAUCCACAACAAAUAUACCAGGUUAGAUGAAAAAAAUAUUUGUCUAAUCCUAAGAGUUCAGUUUCAUUUCUUAUUUUCACUAUUUGUAGCAAAUCUUUCAAAAAAAGAUCAAACUAAACUUGUUUAUUAAUCGAGAAAUGGUCAAACCUGCUUCGUAUUCAUUUUACUGGUGUUAAUUUGUAAAUAAAAAUCAUAAUUUGCUUCCACAAUUUAUAUUAAACAUUCACAGAAUUUCAGACAAAAAUAAAACACCCUGAAAGUUGAUUGUAUAAUUUCUUAAAAACAAUAUCUUAAAAAUGUGCAUGAAAAAUAGUAGUUUUGAAAUGUUGGAACAUGUGCCUUGUGCAAUGCAAACACGAUUGGGAUGCUUGUUAGGACGAGUCUCAGUUGCAUUCCUAUGUCACUGUUUAGAUGUGUGAGAACAGGAUUCAAAUUCGUUUUGAAAAAAUAAUUAUAUUUUUUGUAAUAUUUGUAGUCACAUGUGCUUAUAACUUUGUUCAAGUUGGCAAGUUUUAAAAGACAUAUUACAGCAUGAACUACACUUGAGUCUUAUACAAUUUGACUGCUAUUCAGAAAAAGAAUAUUGCCUGGCUAUUGGGUGUAUAUGAAGAUAUUUUGAACUUGAGUGAUAUUGUUUUAAGUCUGAGUAAUCUUGUUAAGUUUUAUGUCAUUAAUUUUUCUCAGCAAUGGUGAAAUUGGGAAUGUCCACAAUGUCAAAACAUGUACAUGAAUAAAACUUUUACAACCACAUGUUAAUUGAAUAAUUUAUUCAUAUUCAAUGUAGUAAGAGUCAUGGAAUUGCACUUCCUGAAAUGGGGAUAGCUUUUAAUAUUCACACACUAAACCCUAGCUAUUGUAUUUGCAAUUGUCUGAAAUAUGAAUAUUGACUUCAUUUCUUGUCUCAAAUUAGGGGUCAAGUAGUUGAUAGAGGUCUAUUAGUGACUUACUUUAUCAUGCAGAAUUGUUUGCCUCAUUGUGAAGUGACAAAUUUUCAAAGCACAGGAAAUUAAAAAAUGUAUGUUGCAAGGCUUCUCCAAUGAGAAAUCUUUUGUAGCCAGAGAGUAAAAUGUUUUAUUCUCC
Molecule: messenger RNA, 2998 nt
Organism: Gryllus bimaculatus (two-spotted cricket)
Lineage: Eukaryota; Metazoa; Arthropoda; Insecta; Orthoptera; Gryllidae
Source: the annotation of a GenBank genome assembly